This is a messenger RNA of Cricetulus griseus (Chinese hamster), 2163 nucleotides long. Lineage: Eukaryota; Metazoa; Chordata; Mammalia; Rodentia; Cricetidae. The record is from RefSeq and is a predicted model, not a curated record.
AUGGAAUAUUCUGAAAGAGCAGAAGGGAUGCAAGAAAGUAAUCAGAGACAUGGAGCUCUGCAAGAACAACUACCAAAAACAGGAAACCAAGCUGUUGGACCUAUUGAGAUAUUCCGCUUUGCUGAUAGUCUGGACAUUGCCCUCAUGACCCUGGGAAUACUAGCAUCCUUGGUAAAUGGAGCCACUGUUCCUUUAAUGUCUCUGGUUUUAGGAGAAAUAACUGAUCAUUUUACUAAUGAAUGCCUACUCCAAACUAACAGAACGAACUAUCAGAACUGUUCAGAUUCUCCAGAGAAGCUCAAUGAAGAUAUCAUUAGGUUGACUCUGUAUUAUGUUGGGAUAGGAGCCUCUGCCCUCGUUUUUGGCUACAUACAGAUUUCCUUCUGGGUCAUAACCGCUGCCCGGCAAACCACGAGAAUUCGAAAACAGUUUUUUCAUUCAAUUUUGGCACAAGACAUCAGCUGGUUUGAUGGCAGUGACAUUUGUGAACUUAACACUCGUAUGAUGGUCAUGUCAUUAACUAGUAAGGAGCUGGAUGCCUAUUCCAAAGCUGGGGCUGUAGCUGAAGAAGUCUUGUCAUCGAUACGAACAGUCACAGCCUUUGGAGCCCAAGAGAAAGAAAUCCAAAGGUACACACAGAAUCUAAAAGAUGCAAAGGAUGCUGGCAUAAAGAAGGCUAUAGCUUCAAAACUGUCUCUUGGAGCUGUCUACUUCUUUAUGAAUGGAGCCUAUGGACUGGCUUUUUGGUAUGGAACCUCCUUGAUUUUCAGUGGAGAGCCUGGCUACACCAUUGGGACUAUUCUUGCUGUUUUCUUCAGUGUGAUCCACUGUAGUUAUUGCAUUGGAUCUGCAACCCCUCAUUUGGAAACCUUCACCAUAGCCCGGGGAGCUGCCUUUAAUAUUUUCCAGCUUAUUGAUAAGAAACCCAAUAUAGAUAACUUUUCAACAACUGGAUAUAAACCUGAAUGUAUAGAAGGAAACAUAGAAUUUAAAAAUGUUUCUUUCAGCUAUCCAUCAAGACCGUCUGUCAAGAUUCUGAAAGGUCUCAAUCUCAAGAUUAAAUCUGGAGAGACAAUGGCUUUGGUUGGUCCCAGUGGUAGUGGCAAGAGCACAACAGUCCAGCUUCUGCAGAGGCUAUAUGACCCAGAAGAAGGCUGCAUCACAGUGGAUGAGAAAGACAUCCGAGCCCAAAACGUGAGGCAUUACCGAAAGCACAUCGGAGUGGUCAGCCAAGAGCCUGUUUUGUUUGGGACCACCAUCGGUAACAAUAUCAAGUUCGGGCACGAAGGCGUCAGUGAAGAGGAGAUGGAGCAGGCAGCCAGGGAGGCAAAUGCCUACGACUUCAUAGUGACCUUUCCUAAGAAAUUUAAUACACUGGUGGGGGAAAAGGGAGCUCAAAUGAGUGGAGGCCAGAAACAGAGAAUCGCCAUUGCACGAGCGCUAGUUCGAAACCCCAAAAUUCUGAUCUUAGAUGAGGCUACAUCUGCCCUUGACACAGAGAGUGAGUCAGUAGUUCAAACUGCACUGGAGAAGGCAAGCAAAGGUCGGACUACAAUUGUGAUAGCACACCGCCUUGCCACUAUUCGUGGGGCAGACCUGAUUGUGACUAUGAAGGACGGCAUGGUGGCAGAGAAAGGGACCCAUGCUGAACUAAUGGCAAAGCGGGGGCUGUAUUACUCACUGGCCAUGGCACAGGGUAUUAAAAAAGCUGAUGAACAAAUGGAGUCAAAGACAUGUUCCUCUGAAGGAAAUAACAGCUCCAUUUCUCUGUGUGAUGUGAGCAGCACCAAGUUCCCCUGUGCUGAUCAGUCUGAGGAAGCCAUUCACCAUCAAAAGGCAAGUCUUCCUGAAGUUUCUCUAUUAAAAAUAUUUAAAUUAAACAAGUCUGAAUGGCCUUUUGUGGUUCUGGGAAUGCUGGCUUCUCUCCUAAAUGGAUCUGUUCACCCAGUGUUUUCUGUCGUCUUUGCAAAAUUAGUCACUAUGUUUGAAGACAAAAAUAAAACUACAAUAAAACAUGAUGCAGAACUCUAUUCCAUGAUGUUAGUCGUCUUGGGCAUUGUUGCUCUUGUCACGUACCUGAUGCAGGGCUUGUUUUAUGGCAGAGCAGAGGAAAAUUUAGCCAUGAGAUUGAGACACUUGGCAUUCAAAGCCAUGCUAUAUCAG